Molecule: messenger RNA, 3500 nt
Organism: Arvicanthis niloticus (Nile rat)
Lineage: Eukaryota; Metazoa; Chordata; Mammalia; Rodentia; Muridae
Gene: Dhx35
Product: DEAH-box helicase 35
Cellular component (GO): intracellular anatomical structure; catalytic step 2 spliceosome
Molecular function (GO): RNA binding; helicase activity
Source: RefSeq, a predicted model, not a curated record
GCGGGCCACGCCCCUUGAGCCCUGAGGGACUCGCGCGGAUCUAGAGGGCGGAGUCUUCUUCGUGACCUUUCACCCCAGCAUGGCUGCGCCCUUGGGACCAGUGAAAUUCUGGAAACCCGGUACAGAGGGGCCAGGUGUCAGCAUUUCUGAAGAGAGACAGAGUGUCGCCGAGAACUCUGGGACGCCCGUCAUUUACAAUCCCUACGCUGCGCUUUCCAUAGAGCAGCAGCGGCAGAAGCUGCCUGUGUUCAAGCUUAGGAACCACAUUUUGUACUUGGUAGAAAACUAUCAGACUGUGGUGAUUGUUGGAGAAACAGGAUGUGGGAAGAGCACCCAGAUUCCACAGUACCUGGCAGAAGCUGGCUGGACAGCGGAAGGACGAGUGGUCGGAGUGACCCAGCCUCGCCGAGUAGCUGCUGUGACGGUUGCAGGCAGAGUAGCUGAUGAGAGGGGUGCAGUGCUGGGCCACGAGGUGGGCUACUGUAUCCGUUUUGAUGACUGCACCGACCCACUGGCAACGAGAAUUAAGUUUCUGACAGAUGGUAUGCUGGUCAGAGAAAUGAUGGUUGAUCCAUUGUUAACAAAAUACAGUGUUAUCAUGCUGGACGAAGCACACGAGAGGACCUUAUAUACGGACAUUGCCAUUGGCUUGCUGAAGAAGAUUCAGAAAAAGCGAGGGGAUCUGCGCUUGAUUGUGGCCUCAGCCACUCUGGAUGCAGAGAAAUUUCGAGAUUUCUUUAACCAGAAUGAGACCAGUGACCCAGCCAGAGAUACCUCUGUGACUCUCACAGUGGAAGGACGGACAUUUCCAGUGGAUAUCUUUUACCUACAAAGUCCUGUUCCAGAUUAUAUCAAGGCAACUGUGGACACUGUGGUAAAAAUUCAUCAGACAGAGGGAGAUGGAGACAUACUAGCCUUUCUUACUGGCCAGGAAGAAGUAGAAACCGUUGUGUCCAUGCUGAUUGAGCAGGCUCGGGCGCUGGCUCGCACUGGGAUGAAGAAACAUCUCCGAGUUCUCCCCAUGUAUGCAGGACUGCCUUCUUUUGAGCAGAUGAAGGUGUUUGAAAGGGUGUCACACAGCGUCAGGAAGGUGAUUGUAGCCACCAAUGUGGCAGAGACUUCCAUCACAAUCAGUGGCAUUGUGUAUGUGAUUGACUGUGGCUUUAUGAAGCUUCGAGCAUACAACCCCAGGACAGCUAUUGAGUGCUUGGUGGUGGUACCAGUGUCUCAGGCGUCAGCCAAUCAGCGGGCAGGACGUGGUGGGCGCAACCGCUCAGGAAAGUGUUACCGCCUUUAUACAGAGGAAGCCUUUGACCAGUUACCUCAGUCCACCGUCCCUGAGAUGCAGCGCAGCAAUUUGGCCCCAGUCAUCCUGCAGCUGAAAGCUCUAGGGAUCGACAAUGUCCUCAGGUUCCACUUCAUGUCUCCCCCGCCAGCACAGUCGAUGGUUCAAGCCUUGGAGCUGCUCUAUGCUCUUGGAGGUCUGGACAAAGACUGUCGCCUAACUGAGCCGCUUGGCAUGAGGAUUGCAGAGUUUCCUCUGAACCCCAUGUUUGCCAAGAUGCUGCUGGAGUCAGGGAACUUUGGCUGUUCUCAGGAGGUCCUGAGUAUCGCUGCCAUGAUGCAGAUCCAGAAUGUCUUCGUGUUCCCUUCAAACCAGAAGUCUCAGGCGACUCGAGUGCACCGGAAAUUUGCUGUGGAAGAGGGUGACCAUCUUACCAUGCUCAAUGUGUAUGAAGCGUUUAUCAAACACAACAAGAGCUCGCAGUGGUGUCAGGAGCAUUUCCUGAAUUACAAGGGUCUUGUCAGAGCCGCCACUGUGAGAGACCAGUUGAAAAAGCUCCUCGUCAAGUUCCAGGUGCCCAAGGUGUCCAGCGAAGGUGAUCCAGAUCCAGUCCUGAGGUGCAUCGUGUCGGGGUUUUUUGCAAAUGCAGCACGGUUUCACUCCACCGGAGCAUAUAGGACUAUCCGUGAUGACCACGAGCUGCACAUCCACCCUGCCUCAGUCCUCUACGCAGAGAAGCCGCCCCGCUGGGUUAUCUACAAUGAAGUUAUACAGACCUCCAAGUAUUACAUGCGAGAUGUGACCGCCAUAGAGUCUGCUUGGCUGCUGGAGCUGGCGCCCCACUUUUAUCAACAAGGAACGCACCUGUCCCUGAAGGCCAAAAGGGCCAAGGUCCAGGACCAGUGAGGAGCUCAGCAAUGGCUGCAGGGAUGCAGAGUGUGGCAUCCUUCCUUCGUGUUGUCUCUGGCACCAGCUCAGGGGGAACAGGCAGACACUCUGCUGUGGGCUGCACCCUGCUCAUUAGCCCCCCUCUGCUCCCCUCAGCAUCUGCCGUCCUCACUGGGCCCCAGGGGAGUGUGAGCAUGGCCAGCACUCUGCUGCUCUGCGAGGAGGCCAAGCAGGAGUUGCCUGGGCCAUGCUCUGGGCUCAGUUCUCACCCUCAGCAGCGGCAUGCUACUCCGGCGGGCACAGUCCUGGUCCAGCUCUGUGGUGAGGAAAGUGAGCUGCUGAAAGCUGCAGGCCUCUGCAGACAGGGCUCUCUUGGCCUCCUGUGUCUUGCCUGCUGUGGCCACAGUUGUUGGCUACUGGGGUCGACUGCUGCUAUGUGUGUAAAGUAUAAAAGGAAAUGCUGGGCAUUUCCAUCAAGAUCACCAAAGGUGUGUGAGGCACGGAGGCUUCCAAACGAAGCAGCUUCUUCCUUCCCUCUGCCCAUGUGCCUGCUUGUCUGCAGUGGGGGACUUAGUGCAGCGACGGUGGGCCACUCGGGACUCAACAGCCCCUGUCUUUGUUAGCCACUUGCUUUGCAAGUGGGCUUAGCUUUCUCUCAGAGCACGAUGCCACAUCCUGGUGCCAGUAGCUGGGCGCCAGGGAACGUUCAUCAACCUCAACCCCAUGGGGCUUCUCUUUAGCAGGAAUUCACUACAGUUUAGAUGCCCUAAACUUGUGUAGCUCAGGAACAUAACUCUUGUAUAUUUAUCUUGGUUCGUUUGCUUGCAUUCUUGCAAGAACACAGGCAGCUCCCCGGGCACUGUUCCCUCUGCACCAGGGUUGCCUUGCGGUGACAGCGAUGGCACUUCAGCACACGACAAGACCGACUCUCCCGUACUGUUUCAAUGAUGUUUAUUUUAAAACUGUAGCUUGAAAGUUUAUUUUUGUACUGGUCUUAGUUUGGAUGUGUCACUUUUGGCACCAAACCUAUGUCAUUUUUAUUUCCAUUUUAUAAAUGUAAAUAGCUGUGGUGAGUAGUUAAAUGUAGUAAAUAUUUCUACCUGAGGGACAUGUUUCUCCCGUCUAUGGAUCUGUGGUUUGUAUUUUAAUAUGGUCCAGUUACUUAUUUCAAGUGAGGCCUGACAGUGGCUAAGGUACCUGAUGCUACCUUGUGCAGCAGCUUGGGGUGGGGUGCCCAUGAUUAUGUGUCUGAACACUCUCAGACUGUAUUAGAACAAAGUGUGGGGCAGUCUUUAAAGGAAGAACUAAAGAGUUCUAAUUCUCACCA